This is a messenger RNA of Paraphaeosphaeria sporulosa, 759 nucleotides long. RefSeq lists its product as uncharacterized. The record is from RefSeq and is a predicted model, not a curated record. NCBI's taxonomy places the organism in Eukaryota, Fungi, Ascomycota, Dothideomycetes, Pleosporales, Didymosphaeriaceae. Bases 1 to 759 code for a protein of 252 amino acids. The transcript is spliced from 2 exons.
AUGGCCUCCUCGAAGCCAAAACCCGACCCGCUCUCCAUCCAGCGCGGCGACUACGCCCGCACGCUCGCCGGCCCCCUCCUCCUAGGUCUCGGCCGCAUGGUCUCAAUACCCUUGCAACACUGGCUCCUCACCGCGCACCCGCUCUCGCACUUUGGCAUCCCGCGCCCACCCUCUGAUGGCGUGCUCGAAUUACCGCUCGUAGGCGCCCAGCCCCAGCUCUCCACCAUCUUCCUCGGCAUGACCGCGACCCUGAUCCUCAAGCAAAACGCGUGGAUCUGGGGUUACUGCGCUGAGCGCAUCACGGUGCCGUUUGCGUUCUUUGGGGUCGUCGUGCCGGCUAUGUAUGAGUGUCUUUCCGCGCUAGUAUUCUCUUAUGCUUCUUCGAAUCCGCUCUGGCGGAAGGAGUUUUUGUACGUCGGCGCCGCGGUGCAUUUCUUUGCUGCGGCAGUGGAGCUGGGCAGCGAGCUUGCGAGGGCGAGGUUCAAGGGGAGGAUUGAGAAUAGGGGGAGGUUGUAUAAAGGGGGUGCCUGGGGGUUGGUCAGGCAUCCGAAUUAUGCGGCGAAUGUGGUCUAUGGGGCUGCGUAUGGGUUCGCGGCCGGGGGACCGGUGUAUGCGCUUUUCACGGGUGCAUUCUACUGGAGCAAUCUGACAGGCAAUGCGACUCCCGCAAAGGAAAAUUAUCUUGCGGAAAGGUAUCCAGAAGAGUGGGAACAGUACAAGAAGGACGUUCCGUGGAAGAUGUUUCUAGGUAUCUUCUAA